UUUUGUUUGGUAUUGUUUAUUACUAUUCUUCCUUGUCUAUCAAUUAAUUUUUGGAGAAAAUAAUUUCAAUAAAUUUGUUGUUUUCCAAAAACGCCUGUAUAAGAUUACGUUAGAAGUGUGUUGCCAAAAAAAUCGCGCAAUCAAAUAAUUAUGGAAUCUGUGUCGCAAACAGUUUCUUCAGAACGAAAACUAACAUCAGAUCAAACAAAUGACGAUGUUGCUACAAAGCCUGUUGUUGAUAUGACUUUUACGAAGGAAUUGCGUAAAGCCACGAAAGACGUGCAUAAAAUUAGUGAUGUGCUGGUGAAUGCAAAAUUCGCUUUAGCGCUAUCGGACGAUGCUGUUUGGUUUGAUGGUUUAUUAGCAUUUUACGAAGUUUACAAAUUCUUGGAGGAAAAUCUUCCUGAAAACUUACUUCCCAAAGAACUUCAUCGCAAAUCUGCUUUUGAACAAGAUUUGGCGUAUUUCCUUGGCAAAAAUUGGAAAGAUAAUUACGAACCAAGGGAGAGUGUUAAAAAAUAUAUCGAUCAUUUAGAAGAAGUCAAUGCAAAAAAUAAAUUACUCUUGUUUGCGUACGCUUAUCAAAUGUAUAUGGCUUUAAUGUCUGGCGGUCAAUUACUACAAAAGAAACGAAUGAUUAAGAGAAAACUUUGGUUUGGUAAACAAGCUGAGGAGGAACAAGAAGAAGUGAAAUUACCUAAUUCAAACCCGGAAGUUGACGAUUUAGAGAACCGUCCAAUGCCCUGUCAAGUCACCAUUUGCCCAGAGGGAUGUGCUGCAACAUAUUUUCCGGAGAAAAUUUCAGUUUUGAAGGAUAAAUUACGACAAGUACUCAAUGAUAAUUAUGGAAAUUUUAAUGACGACCUACGUGCCGAAUUUAUAGAAGAAAGCCGUAAUGUUUUUAUUUACAACGGCGAUGUUGUUCGUUCUAUAAAGGGUGUUAACCGUGCAAAUUUACGAAAAUUGGCAAUGGUUUUAGUUUUCGUGAUGGGUGUAUAUUUCGCUUUAAAAUUAGCUAAGCGUUAGAACCUGCACUAAUUGUAUAGACUGGUAAAGAUAAAAAAAUAUGUAUGUAUAUAGUUUAGUGCUCCAAAAUACAAAAUAUCGAUAAAAAAUA
Bactrocera latifrons is the source of this 1117-nucleotide messenger RNA. It is a transcript of the gene Ho, whose product is annotated as heme oxygenase 1. Gene Ontology annotation, biological process: heme oxidation. NCBI's taxonomy places the organism in Eukaryota, Metazoa, Arthropoda, Insecta, Diptera, Tephritidae. The record is from RefSeq and is a predicted model, not a curated record. Bases 151 to 1026 code for a protein of 291 amino acids. Gene Ontology annotation, molecular function: heme oxygenase (decyclizing) activity. The transcript has 2 exons.